This is a messenger RNA of Fusarium vanettenii 77-13-4, 1092 nucleotides long. RefSeq lists its product as uncharacterized. Lineage: Eukaryota; Fungi; Ascomycota; Sordariomycetes; Hypocreales; Nectriaceae. The record is from RefSeq and is a predicted model, not a curated record. Bases 1 to 1092 code for a protein of 363 amino acids. The transcript has 2 exons.
AUGUCUGAAGAAUUCACGAAGAUCUCUCUUGAAGAAGUUGCCAACGAGAAGAUUGAACUCAUCGAUGAACGCUGGCAAUUUCAGCCAGCGACCCUGACCCCCACUCACUGGACUCCCCUUACCCUCCAAGGACUCCCUAGGGGAGUGUUGAUCAAGAUUGCGACAUACUUGAACAUCACCAACAAAGCCUGUCUUGCUUUUACCUGCCAAAUUCUAUGCGAAACCUGCUCAAAAUUUCAUCUCCCAAGGAGAGACAGGACAUGGAAUAAGUACGAAGGUCCCAGGAGAUGUAUCCAGUAUGGCAAUGGGCGGGCCCUCGAGUAUCUGGAGUCCCCCUAUCUCCCAAGGCAGGUCCACUUUGACAUUGUGGCCGCCAUUACCCGGUCCUAUCGAUUUGACUCGGGGCUAUACGACACCAAUUCCUUCUUUUCUACCGAAAAAUACACUGCUGGAAGGGCCAAGAUAACCAGCAAUGUUUCCGCAAGACUUUACAAGGGAAGCAUUGUUCUCAAGGCCGAGUUGGUGCUCUCUGCGGGUAAAGUGGCUUUCGCGUCGGAGAAUGUGGAUAAACUAGAGAAGAUGCUUCAAAAGAGCACUAAGCUCGAAAAUGUUUGCCAGCAUGUGAAGUGGGCUGAAGUUUUGCCGUUUAUCUUUCGGCCUCAACUUCCUACUGUUCAAAAGAGUGGCCAGUCAUGCUUGGGAAAGCAUUCUAGCCAGAAAUGCAAGAUUUCCCGCCAAGACCUACACACAUGCCUUUGGACUCAUAGUCAAAAAUGUUGGUCUCGUUGCGAUGCAUAUUCAAGACUCGGGUCUGACCUUCAAAGGUUAUGGUCUUGCAAUUUGUGCUCUACAGACUACAAGAUCAGCCUUUCGCGUAAGCAAGGCAAGAGUUCAGAAACAAACUCUUUGGUCUUUACUUCAUGGAAGAACUUGGGUCGAUGCACCAGUGUCUAUAAUGAAGACUGGGCAGGUCAUAUGAAUCCUGGUCUGUCUGAUUAUCAAAAACGGGGAACCGACCUUUACGAUGUGGCAAGGUCAUUUGAAAACCCUGCGAAGGGUCUUUUCGAUUUUGAGUACUACCCUUCUGUGUAA